UUAUAACAUUACGGUUGAACCACUGAAGUUUUUCCACAGUGUUUUCUUUAGAUCAGCCUAUUAUAGCUGAAGAGCUUGAGUGCCAAGAAAUGUCCUCAUAAAAGAAUUUGCCUGCGGCACGAAUUGGAAUGUGAGAUUCACCUUGUCACCCUUUGUUUCAAUCAAACUCUGAGAUUUUUCGGUGUGGUGUUCUGAUAUCUGUCCUUUGUCUCCCUCUGUGUGUGCAGGUGGCUGGUCACAUAAAAUAACCACACCAAUGACACACAAAAAAUCGUUCAUGUGGCAGUUAAAUACCCAACGCUUCUCAACACAAGCGAACCCACAGGACCUGGUUGUCCAGUGGGGUGGGGAAGGCAAAGUCUGUUUAAUCUUAUUUGCAACCAUAUGUUUCGCUUGUAAAAAAAAAAAAGGAUUUCGUUUACAUUUAAACAAGACAGAAAGCUUGCAAAGGCAUGCAUUUACGAUGAAAACUGACAUAAGGUGAGUUUUGCUCCAUAUUAUUUUAUGGUGUCCAGUAAUAACUAUGCUUUGUAUUUGCAUGUUGUUAUGAUUUUAACAACAGUAAUUGUAUAUUUUAAAUAGUACUUGCCUUUAUGCAUUUCAGGUGACAAACUAAACAAGUACAGAGUUUAACAUUUAGCUGGUUUACCAUAGAAUUCAUGAGUAUAGAGUUCAGCCAACUUUAUUUUAGAACUGCGUGCUGUAAAAUAAUCACUGAUGCUAAUUUUAUGUUAAUUUCUUCUGUUUUAGUACUGACUGCAUUCAUCGGCCUCAAUCAUUCAGCCCUGUUACACAAGCACUAUACAAAAUAAUUGACAAAAAUACAUAGCCUAUAAUAAUAAAUCGAUUAAAAAAAAAUAAAAAAAAUCAGCAGUAAUUACAAACCAAUAUUUGUAGCAAACCCCUUCUGAGUGACAGCUUAAUUUUGGCUGAAUUUGCAACUGUGUUACUCAUUUUAUCAUAGGUUUUUAUUUGAUUAAUUUUUACAUUUUAUAAAGUGUCUACUUUAUUUGUAAUCUAUAUAAUCCUAUAGAAAAUGCUAAAAAUUAUCUAAAAUGGAACGUUUUCUGAUGGUUCAGACCCAAUUUUGUACCCUAUUCAAACGUGUAAUAAUUCAUGUAUAACAAACGGGGUUUGGUUGCUUAGUAACCUCAAGACACCGGUCAGGUGUUUCGCGCGUAAAUCCUCCCGUAAACUUUAGCUCCUCCCACAUGCACUUCCUCUAUUUGACAGUACAUUUCUGUUUAUUAGACACAUUUCUCAUUCAUCAUUUCGUACGCAUGGAUAUCGUGGAAGCGUUGACGGUUUUAAAAUGACAGCUUUGUUUUGAGGAAUGUUUACCCUCACAGAAGUUGCCUCUCUAAAUGACAUCCAGCCAACUUAUCGGAUAUUGAAACCAUGGUGGGACGUCUUUAUGGAUUACCUGGGUGUGGUCAUGCUUAUGCUGGCCAUAUUUGCUGGGACCAUGCAGUUAACCAAAGAUCAGGUGGUUUGCCUUCCCGUUCUGGAAUCGUUGGAGGACCAAACCCCUGUGGCCAUGGAAAGGCCCCGAGAGAAAGCUCUUGGCUCAGGGACAGGAGGAGGCCAUGUGACAUUGGCAGCUGCACCUUUAGCAAGCAAAGAACAAACCGAUAGUGUUGUCCAACACUUCCCACAGUCGUCUGCUGUCAGGCAACCUCUGCCUACGGGUUUACGAACAAAUCUGGAUUUUCAGCAGUAUGUCUUUGUUAAUCAGAUGUGCUACCAUGUUGCCCUUCCAUGGUAUUCAAAAUACUUUCCAUAUCUAGCUCUCAUUCACACUAUUGUUCUCAUGGUAAGCAGUAACUUUUGGUUCAAGUAUCCAAAGACCAGUUCCAAAAUUGAGCAUUUUGUGUCUAUUUUGGGAAAGUGUUUUGAGUCCCCUUGGACAACCAAGGCAUUGUCUGAGACAGCCUGUGAAGACUCCGAAGAGAAUAAGCAGAGAUUGACUGGAGCCUCUACAUUACCAAAGCAUCUUUCAACCAGCAGUGAGGAGGGAAGUCCAAAUCCGUCCACACCCAUGCUUGCAAAAUCUAGCAUUAAGUUUUCUGCAGAGAAGCCAGUCAUUGAAGUUCCAAGUAUGACUAUACUUGACAAGAAAGAUGGAGAGCAAGCUAAAGCACUUUUUGAGAAAGUGAGGAAGUUCCGCACACAUGUAGAAGACAGCGACAUGAUCUACAAAUUCUAUGUAGCUCAAACAAUAAUAAAAACGGUCAAAUUCAUUCUGAUUCUGUGUUACACCAUGACAUUUGUCACCUCCAUUAAAUUUGACCAUGAUUGUGAGCCUGAAAUUAAGCAUUUAACUGGAUACGCAAAAUUUAAAUGCACUCAUAACAUGGCUUUCAUGUUGAAAAAACUCCUUGUCAGCUACAUUGUCCUCAUUUUUGUUUAUGGCUUGGUUUGCAUUUACACACUUUUUUGGCUAUUUAGACGGCCUCUUAAAGAGUACUCAUUUGAGAAAGUUCGAGAAGAAAGCAGUUUUAGUGAUAUCCCAGAUGUGAAGAAUGACUUUGCUUUCCUCCUACACAUGGUGGACCAGUAUGACCAAUUGUACUCGAAACGUUUCGGUGUCUUUCUCUCAGAGGUAAGUGAGAACAAAUUGCGGGAAAUCAGCUUAAACCACGAGUGGACCUUUGAGAAACUACGUCAACACGUGACUCGCAAUGCACAGGACAAGCUUGAGCUGCAUCUUUUUAUGCUGUCAGGUGUUCCUGAUGCGGUCUUUGACCUCACUGAUUUAGAGGUCCUAAAACUAGAACUCAUCCCAGAGGCACGCAUCACAGCGAAAAUUUCUCAGAUGAUCAACCUCCACGAAUUGCACUUUUAUCACUGCCCCGCCAAAGUUGAACAGACUGCAUUCAGUUUCCUCCGCGAUCACCUCCGGUGCCUUCAUGUCAAGUUUACGGAUGUAGGAGAGAUUCCCACUUGGGUUUACAUGCUAAAGAACUUGAGAGAGCUCUACUUGGUGGGAAACUUGAACUCCGAGAAUAACAAAAUGAUAGGAUUAGAGUCCCUCAGGGACUUGAGGCAUCUAAAGAUCCUACAUUUGAAGAGCAACCUUACCAAGAUCCCGACUAACAUUACGGACUUAUCACCCCACCUGAUCAAACUUGUGGUUCACAAUGAUGGUACUAAACUCUUGGUGUUAAAUAGCUUGAAAAAGAUGAUGAACCUUACUGAACUGGAGCUGCACAAUUGUGAACUGGAGCGGAUACCGCAUGCAAUUUUUAGUUUGACCAACCUGCAGGAGUUGGACUUGAAAUCGAACAAUAUCCAUACCAUUGAAGAGGUCAUCAGCUUCCAGCACCUGAAGCGGCUUAACUGCCUCAAACUGUGGCACAAUAAAAUAAUUUCCAUUCCAUUGUCCAUAAAUCAUGUAAAAAACCUAGAGUUCCUCUAUCUGUCACAUAACAAACUAGAGACCUUGCCUACCACUCUGUUCAGUCUUCUUAAACUUAGAUUCCUGGAUGUUAGUCACAACUCCAUCGUAGUGAUUCCUCCAGAGGUGGGGUUUCUCCAGAAUCUACAGCACUUUGCCAUCACAGGAAAUAAGGUGGAAGUGGUACCUAAGCAGGUGUUCAAAUGCACAAAGCUGCGUACCCUAUCCCUUGGGCACAACUGCAUCUCGUCGCUGCCAGAAAAAAUCGGGCAGUUGCUGCAGCUGACUCAUCUUGAGCUGAAGGGGAACUGCCUGGAUCGCCUGCCUGCACAGCUUGGCCAGUGCCGACUCUUGCGCCGAAAUGGCCUCAUUGUGGAGGACCACCUUUUUGAUUCACUGCCCCUAGAGGUCAAAGAGAGCAUAAGUCAGGAAACCAGUGCUAAUUUUGCUAAUGGAGUGUGAUUGUUGAUCUGGAAAAAAAAAACAGUUAGAUGGUUUUCUGAGUGAACAGAAUUAGAGAGCGCAAAAGGCAGUGUUUCAGUACUUCUUUUUUUUGUUGUCAUUUUAAUUUUUGUCCAGAUGUUUUAUCCGGGACUGUUGGCAUGAAUGGAUGUUCCAUGCGUAAGGAAUGAGUCCAGUAUCAAAGCUUAUGUUAACAUUCGUAACAGUUUUUAAUUUUUUUUUUUUUUACAUUUUUUUUAUUUUUUAUUUUUUUUGUUUUUUUGCACCAGUAACCUGUUUGUGGUUACUGGUACUUCUUAAGAAGUAUUCAUAUGUUUGAGAUUAUUAUGAUCGUUAUAUUUUGUUCUUUUAAAAAAUGUUUUGUUAGUUUUUAUGAUUUGCCCAUGUUACAGUGGAAAUAUAAUUCAGAUAAUUUAUGUUAACAUUUUCACAAGCUGUUAUCCGCACAGUCUGCAUCACAUGCAUUGUGUAUCGUGGUGCCAUUAAUGAUUGUAUUUAUUAUUUGGGAGAACCCAGAACAACUGACAUUUUAUUAUAAAGUUAAUCACAACUAUUGUACUUGAUUAUAAGGGGUAAAAAAAACAACAACAACAAAAAAAAACAAGUGAAAAGGUCUCCCUGGAAUUCCUCAAAAAGGAAUUCUCAUUUGGGUUUAGUGAAAAGUGCACUAAAGCAAUUUAACAACAUGUGCACUGCAAAGUAUUUAAGAAACGGAUUGUUUGCAUUGAUAUAAAGUUACCAUAUCCAUACGAGAUUCAAUCAAACUGUAUAUUUUAUACCUCAGUUAAUAUCUGUUUGAUCUUUUUUUUAAUGAGAUUGUUCACCUAUUCGAUGUCUAUUAACUAAAAUACUUGGAACUGAAUAACAGUGUUUGUUGAUGCAGUGCAUUGCACAUGAUACCUUUAGUCCGUGCAAGUUUUGGCAAUAAAAUAGUCUUUCCUUUUCUAACAUCAUCUUUUUAUGUGGGUUACAGAAGUAAUGCAUAAGUUAUGGUGACCUCAUUUGACUUGUGCAUGUUUUGUAUAUAACACCAUAUGAUGGGACAGACCUGUAAUGUGCAUACACUGCAUGGUCCUUCAUGCUCAAAAACUCCAGUAGACAUAGUUAAAUUGCCCUGAUAUAUAUAUAUAUUCUAACAUCAUUUGUCAGCCUGUAACUGUGUAUGAAUACCAUCUGCUUUAAUGUUAGCCAUUACUGGCUAGUAAAAGUAAUGAAAAUGCUUGCAUUGUGUGAAUCACUUUUAAGUUACCUUGCUCUUGACAUACUCUGCGCUGUGCAUGCCCAUGCAGUCAGCUUUUGAGGCAAAUGCACAAAAAAGUGACUUGCCAGAUGUUAGGUAUCGAUAUUCAUGCAAAUGCUGGGAUUACAUGUUAUAUAACUAUAACCUGAACCUUUGUUGUUUCAGUUUGCUUGACAAAGUAACAAAUCUGUCAUAGACAAAUUAAUGAAACGUGGUCAAGAUUUAAUAGUUGUUUUAUAGUUGAACCGAAAAUAAAGAUUGUCAUCAUUUACUCAUCCUAAUGCCAUCUAGACAACCUGUAAUAAAGAAUGAAAGUGGUUUGGAUCAUAUUUACUUUUACAUUUAAUAUAAUAUUUUAUUUAUUAUUAUUAUUUCAGUUUAUGUUGUGUGUUUGUGUGUAAUCUAUAGAAGAAAGUCAUACAGGUUUGAGACAACAUGAGGGUGAGUAAAUGAAGACAGAAUUUAACUUUUUUUUUGGUUAACAGGAUUAAUAGUAAUUGAAUCAUUUUGGAUAACAUCCAUUGUAUUUUUUUUUUUUUUUUUUUUUUUUUUUUUAAACCAUUGACAUUUCGAAACGAAAAAGAGAUCAAAAGGACACCAACCUCACAUUGUUGUUUUUGACCUAUUUCCAUUUCACAGAAGAGUUGUCUAAUCAUUUUGUGGAAUUAAACUUCCCACACUGUGUUAUAUUUGUCCUUCUGAAAUGCUGCAGGGUCUGAUCUGUAAUUGGUAUCUUUGUGACCCCUCAAGAAUCUUUAGACUUGAUGUCGUGCCAGAUGAGGCUUGAAAAUCAUUUUUGAUACAUGUGUGUCUAACAAUAAUUAUAACCACAUGUGUAUCUAAAGAUGAGUUUCAAUGUUUUGAGUGAUUUUGACUUAGAUUACUAUAUAGGUUCUGUAAAAAGUUCUGUUGGUUCUGUUUGAUGUUUAAAAUUAAGGUUUGUUUGUUCAUUUAUGUGGAGAUUUAUUAAUUUAUGUUCUAUAAUCUACUAAUAGUUUUACUAUAAUGUACCUGAUUUGAAAUGAUUCCAAAAAAAUACUUUGUGUCCAUUCAGGUACAUAAAACGUACAUGUUCAUUCUGACAGAGUACUAUAUGUUUUAUUUUUCAGCAAGCUACUUUAAGGUGUAUUGCUCUUCAGUCUUGAAUGUAGCCUGAUACUGUAGCCUUUCCAUUUUGGAUGGAAAGGAGAAUGAAUUUAGUAGGCUUUGCUUCUAAUCACGUUUUGUUUGAAAGGAUGUUAAAUUUGCAACUUGCAAUUUUUAAUAUAAUAAAUACAUUGAAAAUAAA
Cyprinus carpio (common carp) is the source of this 6387-nucleotide messenger RNA. RefSeq names its product volume-regulated anion channel subunit LRRC8D-like. The record is from RefSeq and is a predicted model, not a curated record. Gene Ontology annotation, molecular function: protein binding. NCBI's taxonomy places the organism in Eukaryota, Metazoa, Chordata, Actinopteri, Cypriniformes, Cyprinidae.